AUGGCUAGUGUUCGAGAUCUUGCCACAUCAGCUGCUAUCAAUCUGCUCUCUGCAUUAGCAUUUCUUCUUGCUUUUGCAUUCUUAAGGCUCCAACCUAUCAACGACAGAGUAUACUUCCCCAAAUGGUACUUAAAGGGCGUAAGAGCAAGCCCCAGAAGUUCAGGGCCUUUUAUGAAAAAGUUCGUGAAUUUAGACUUCAGAACGUACUUAAAGUUUUGGACAUGGAUGCCUGCGGCAUUACGAAUGCCAGAGCCCGAGCUUAUCGAACAUACCGGGCUCGAUUCUGCUGUGUAUAUUAGGAUUUACCUUCUUGGAUUGAAAAUUUUUGUCCCAAUUACCCUUCUCGCUUUCGCGGUGCUUGUGCCUGUCAAUUGGACUGGGAAAACGCUUUCCAAUGUUAAAGAUUUAACAUUCAGUAAUAUCGACAAGCUUUCUAUAUCCAAUGUUCCUUCAGGAUCUCCAAGGUUUAUUACACAUAUUAUAAUGGCGUAUGUAUUCACAUUUUGGACAUGCUAUGUCCUUUACAAAGAAUAUCAGAUUGUGACUAACAAGAGGCUGCAGUACCUAGCUUCUGCACAUCGUCGUCCAGAUCAAUUCACUGUUCUUGUGAGAAAUGUUCCUCCGGAUCCAGAUGAAUCUGUUAGCAAGCAUGUCGAGCAUUUCUUUUGUGUUAAUCAUCGUGAUCACUAUCUAACCCAUCAGGUCGUAUAUAAUGCGAACAAACUAGCCGAAUUGGUCGAGAAAAAGAAAAGUCUACAUAACUGGCUUACUUAUUAUCAAACACGGUAUGAGAGGAAUCCAAGCAAGAGGCCAAGAACAAAGACAGGUUGUUGGGGCCUUUGGGGAAAGUCUGUGGAUGCCAUCGAUAAUUACACAACAGAGAUUGAGAAGAUAAUAGAAGAGGAAGAUGCAGAAAGAGAGAAGGUAAUGAGCGACCCAAAGGCCAUAGUACCGGCAGCAUUCGUCUCGUUUAAAUCCCGGUGGGGUGCAGCCGUUUGUGCCCAGACUCAACAGUCGAGCAACCCAACCAUUUGGCUCACAGAGUGGGCCCCCGAGCCGCGGGAUGUUUACUGGCCCAAUCUCGCGAUACCUUAUGUCGAGCUUGCUGUGAAAAGGCUGAUCAUGGCAGUUUCCAUGUUCUUCCUCACCUUCUUUUUCAUGAUCCCUAUAGCCUUUGUGCAGUCACUGGCGAGCAUUGAUGGCAUUGAGAAGGUUUUCCCAUUCCUAGAGCCGUUGAUCGAGGCGGAUAAUGUGAAGUCUAUCGUUCAAGGUUUUCUUCCCGGUAUUGCACUGAAGAUAUUCCUGAUACUUCUUCCAACAAUUCUCAUGACAAUGUCCAAGAUCGAAGGUCUCACGUCCCUUUCGUCUCUGGAUAGACGUUCGGCCGGAAAAUAUCAUCUGUUUUUGCUUGUUAAUGUCUUCUUUGGAAGUAUUGUCACCGGAGCAGCUUUCCAGCAACUCCAUAGGUUUCUCAAUGAGAGCCCUUCAGAGAUCCCAAAAACAGUAGGUGUUGCCAUUCCCAUGAAAGCCACUUUCUUCAUAUCGUAUAUUAUGGUUGAUGGUUGGGCCGGUAUAGCUGCAGAGAUUCUUCGAUUGGUCCCAUUAAUUGUAUUCCACUUAAAGAACACAUUUUUGGUCAAAACAGAAAAGGAUAGAGAUCAGGCAAUGGACCCGGGCUGUAUAAGUUUCGCCUCGACUGAACCUCGUAUACAACUGUAUUUCCUGCUGGGGCUCGUUUAUUCAGUGGUGACGCCGUUUAUUCUUCCCUUCAUAGUUGUGUUCUUUGCCUUCUCCUAUGUUGUUUAUCGCCAUCAGAUCAUCAACGUUUACGACCAGAAGUAUGAGAGUGGUGCUGCAUUUUGGCCAGACGUUCAUCGACGUAUUAUAAUAGGUCAAAUAAUUGCACAAUUACUUCUGAUGGGUUUACUGAGCACAAAAGGCAUUGCCCAAUCGACUCCAGUGUUACUUGUACUACCCGUCUUGACCGUCUGGUUUCAUCACUUUUGCAAGGGGCGUUUUGAGUCGGCUUUUGUUAAGUUCCCACUGCAGGACACAAUGGUGAAGGACACAUUAGAAAGGGCAACGGAGCCAAACUUGGACUUGAAAGCUUAUUUACAAGAUGCUUACUUACAUCCCGUGUUCAAAUCUUUCGACAUUGAGAAAUCGGGUGCUGCAUUGUCCAUUGACGAGGCUGAGAACAGUAGUUCGCUUGUCUCAACUAAGCGAAAUUCUCAAAGGGGCAGUAAAGCUCCUUCUGGUGGUAUGACCCCUGAAGUGAAUGCAUGA
This is a messenger RNA of Striga hermonthica, 2286 nucleotides long. The record is from the annotation of a GenBank genome assembly. Lineage: Eukaryota; Viridiplantae; Streptophyta; Magnoliopsida; Lamiales; Orobanchaceae.